Messenger RNA from Cebus imitator (Panamanian white-faced capuchin), 4141 nucleotides. It is a transcript of the gene GFI1, whose product is annotated as growth factor independent 1 transcriptional repressor. The transcript is spliced from 7 exons. Gene Ontology annotation, cellular component: nucleus. The record is from RefSeq and is a predicted model, not a curated record. Bases 1630 to 2898 code for a protein of 422 amino acids. NCBI's taxonomy places the organism in Eukaryota, Metazoa, Chordata, Mammalia, Primates, Cebidae.
GCGGCUGUUUAAAGAAUUGGGUUUGGGUUUUGUGGCGUCUAAUUGUAUGGCCCAGAAGUGCAGGAAGCAGCAAAGCUCUAGCCCUGGGAGACAACCCUGACGGAGGUAGAUGGCACCCUAGCCCCUAGGGGCAUUCUGGCGCUUAGGCCCCGCGACACGUCCCAGGAGUCUUUUCUCCCACGUCUGUUCCAAUUCCUCCGGAGAAGGGGACAUAAUGGGGCUAGGGAUCUGAAGCAGGAGGCCUGCACCCUACAGGGACCAAGGCCGCUAAACUCGUUUUGAGUCGAGAGCUCCAAAAGACAGACGUAGACUCUGUGGCCUGCAUCUUGCCUAGGAAGCCGAGCAGCUCCUAGUACAGCAGUUGAAACAGCACGAAGCCGGAGGACUGAGGGUCCUGCCCCAGCCCAGAGUUCCCAGCACCCUCGUUUCUGAACCAACUGAAGCCACCGAGAACUGCUGUACUGCAGCUCACGUGUGAGCGGGGUUCCCAUCGCCUUCACCCCGGGAGGAAGGCAGAUUCGUUUACCCCAGACCACCUUGACUGUGGGGUCCCGCCCCGCGGAGCCAGCUGGAGCCGAGGCUGGCGCAGCCCCGCCCUCCCGCCGGGCUCAGAUUUCGACCUGGGAUUAGGUGAACUGAUUGGGGGUUAAUGAGAGCGGCACCCUGGGCAGCUAGUUCCCUCCCAGGCUCGGGCCGACCCUCGUGCUCUGGCGUCGUGUCUUUCUUGUCUGCCAAAUUAUCAAGUGCACCACCGAUUCGGGACACCUAGCAUUUCCCAGUCAAUGUUCGCGGAUCGGGCUUCACUUCCCUAGGACGAGAUUUUUUGGUGAGAAGAACGGAAAGUGCUUUUUCCCGGGACCUGAUUCCCGAGGUUAGAUCUCCAUAGUCUGGGAUGGCUCGCCGCAACCUCAGCUGGUACCUGCAGCACCCGGGAGUCCGGGGCCAAAGUUUCUCCUACGUGGGGCACAAGUGAGGGGCAACUGGGAUCAUCCGGAUGCGAGUUUCUCCUGAGGUGGGGAUUGGUCGUCUGUUACUCCCCUUACUUUCCUGUCCCUUUGCUGGCCUCUGCUGCCCCCAGUCCCUUUGCUGCUGUCCCAACACCGCCACCCCUCAGUUUUGUGUUCCGUCCCUGCCCCUCCCCCCCCCCCCCCCCGCCGCGUUUCACUCCAGUUUGUAGCUGGCUCUUGGAGGUCUUGGCUCCUUGCCCCUUCCGGGUCCUCGACCACUGGGCAUCCCCGAUCCCUAAACCGAUUUCUCGUUUUCCCGCCCUCCCUCGCCAGCCAGAAAGCACAGCCAGGCAGGCAACGAGUAGCUGAGUUGGGGUAACCCAUCCGAUGGGAACUACGGCUCUCCAGAGAGUUUGAUUGCCGGAGCGAGCUUGGCUAGGAAAGGGGAGGAGCUGGGGGGCGUGAGUAGGGAGGAGGAAAGGGGCCCGAGUCAGGGCCCCGGGACAGGUUUUACCGCUGAGCUCUGUCAGCGGCAGCGGCGGCAACGACGGCGGGUUCGCGCCACCUGUCCGAGUGCCACCUGGUCUCCGCCGGGCUGUGGCUGAGCAAGCCUUCGGAGUGACCGUGGGUGACAGCGGCUCCAGGGACCCUUGGGGCGGAGUGGGGAAAGCCCCAGACCACCAUGCCGCGCUCAUUCCUCGUCAAGAGCAAGAAGGCGCACAGCUACCACCAGCCGCGCUCCCCAGGACCAGACUAUUCCCUCCAUUUAGAAAAUGUACCAGCACCCAGCCAAGCAGACAGCACUUCAAAUGCAGGUGGGGCGAAGGCGGAGCCCGGGGACCGUUUGUCCCCUGAAUCGCAGCUGACCGAAGCCCCAGACAGAGCCUCCGCAUCCCCAGACAGCUGCGAGGGCAGCGUCUGUGAACGGAGCUCGGAGUUUGAGGACUUCUGGAGGCCCCCGUCACCCUCCGCGUCUCCAGCCUCAGAGAAGUCGAUGUGCCCGUCGAUGGACGAAGCCCAGCCCUUCCCCCUGCCUUUCAAACCAUAUUCAUGGAGUGGCCUGGCGGGUUCUGACCUGCGGCACCUGGUGCAGAGCUACCGACCUUGCGGGGCCCUGGAACGCGGCGCCGGCCUUGGCCUCUUCUGUGAAUCAGCACCGGAGCCGGGCCACCCAGCCACACUGUACGGCCCAAAGCGGGCGGCGGGCGGAGUGGGGGCCGGGACUCCAGGGAGCUGCAGCGCAGGGGCAGGUGCCGCCGCUGGCCCUGGCCUAGGGCUCUACAGCGACUUCGGGUCUGCGGCGGCCGGGUUGUAUGAGCGGCCCACCGUAGCGGCGGGCUUGCUGUACCCUGAGCGUGGCCAUGGGCUGCACGCGGACAAAGGCGCUGGCGUCAAGGUGGAGUCCGAGCUGCUAUGUACCCGGCUGCUGCUGGGCGGUGGCUCCUACAAGUGCAUCAAGUGCAGCAAGGUGUUCUCCACGCCUCAUGGGCUCGAGGUGCACGUGCGCAGGUCCCACAGCGGUACGAGACCCUUUGCCUGCGAGAUGUGCGGCAAGACCUUUGGGCACGCGGUGAGCCUGGAGCAGCACAAAGCCGUGCACUCGCAGGAACGGAGCUUUGACUGUAAGAUCUGUGGCAAAAGCUUCAAGAGGUCAUCCACACUGUCCACACAUCUGCUCAUCCACUCAGACACCCGGCCCUACCCCUGUCAGUACUGUGGCAAGAGGUUCCACCAGAAGUCAGACAUGAAGAAACACACCUUCAUCCACACUGGUGAGAAGCCCCACAAGUGCCAGGUGUGCGGCAAGGCAUUCAGCCAGAGCUCCAACCUCAUCACCCACAGCCGCAAACACACGGGCUUCAAGCCCUUUGGCUGCGACCUUUGUGGGAAGGGUUUCCAGAGGAAGGUGGACCUCCGGAGGCACCGGGAGACGCAGCACGGGCUCAAAUGAGCACACUGGCUGGCUGCAAGCAGCAGCUACACAACACUACAGAGGGCAGCCUCCCUGCUUGCCAUCACUCCCUUCUGACUUUGCAGGCCCCAGGUCCAGUCUGCAGAUCCCACCAGGUGUUCCUCCUUUGCCUUACCUCCUGGAGCUGCCAGAGGUGAUGAGGUACCUUUUCAUGUGCAACCCAGAGUAAGAAUCAAGUGACUCUCUAGGCUUUGGACACAAAUAGGCUCCUCUACACCUGAAGACAAAGGCAUAGUCAAAUGGGGACCAGAAGAAAUCUUAGACCUCACAGUCCUUCCCAUUUCCAGCCCUAAUCUACAGACAGGAAUGUCCUUUAGGUUUCUUCCCUUGCCUUCUUGACCUACUCCAGUUAUUUGUGUGGAAGAGGAGGACUCAUCAUUUACAAGGUGGACACAUGCUAAUAUUUUUAUCUAGAAAGAAGAAUGAGUGUUAAAUUUUAUUUUUUUUUCUUCUGGGGAGUCUGUUGACCCCCUUCUUUUGGGUGCUGCCUAUAAAUCUUGGAGGAAUCAUUUCUCUUCCUCAAAGACUGAUUCAGAAACUGAUUUUGGGAAGUUUAAUACUUUUGAAGUCAUGAGAUGCACCAUCAAGGCUACCCCAAGAAGGAGCAGAAGAUAAGUUGGUGAUGAGAGGGGAUUAGAGGUCCUCCUUUCAGGAGGCCUGUGAAGGCUUCAUCAGUCAAGGUAAAAGCACAAGCAAUGCCUGUGGCCAAGAUGUUGUUCAUUGGCUCAGCACAUGUUCAUGGAUCACCAGCUAUCAAGGUACCAGGCACCAUGCUAGGUACUGGGGAAGAGAGACUGAAGUCACAACUCCUGACUCUGCUCCUCAAAAGCUAACAGUUGCACCUCCAAGUGGCUUGGUCUGUUCUUACCCUUGGAGAGAAUUCUGAGAAUACAACACAGAAUUGUAAAUCUUCCCUUUUGACCCUUUUGGAUUUUAUCAGGUGUAAACAAAAAGCAGCUGAACAGUUACUUCAAAGAUAUGUGUGUAUAUUCAGUUUUUUAUUGUUAAGCUGAUAUUUUAAAGAUGUCUGAGCUAGCAGGCAUGUGGAAGUGAAGGCUCUGUCUUCAACUCUGACCCUCCAUGUGUAUCAUAGAGAGGGUAAAAAGUGGUAUUUUCAGUUUGAUGAGGUUGGUAAAUGUUUUUAGAUCUUCUGGUAUGCAUUAUGUUUGUUAAUACAUAUUUAUUAGAAUGAUGUUUUAAGUUAAUAAACUAUUAAGACUAU